UAUGCCACUUACACAUAAAACGUAGUCCAGACUCUUAUUAAUAAACAAAAACUUGUCCAAGACCCCUAUUUGGGUGCCUAGAUCUUAGACAAAAACAAGGAACAGGAAACGCCCCAUACAAAUAACCAACCACUAACAAAUCCAUAUUUCCACACACAUGGCGGCCAAACGCAACCGCGAUGCGGACAUUGUCAAGCACAAGAUGGACCUACGGGCCCGAUUCAAAAAGCUGGUUAGGGCCGUCAUUAUGAACCAGUCGUGGCUUUCCGACGAGGAGGAGCAGGGCAUCUCCAUGAAUGUCAAGAAGAACGUUGCUUUGAUGCGUCAAAAGCGAAAGCCCGGCAUGAUAACCCUAGCGGAGAAGGCACUGUUGCGUUCCAAUCCCACUCUGAGGACAAUUGAGGAACGUAAAAAGCUUUGCAUUCUGAUAGCUGGACUGAACUGUUUCUCUAGAAUUCCACCGAAAAUACGGGCACGCAUGGUGCCAGUUCUGAAGUUUAUGUUCAUCAGUGAAACGCGGUUGAUUAUCAAGAAGGGCAACAUGCCCAUCUCAGUCUAUUUUAUACUGAACGGUGAGGUCGAGAUGAAGAAGACCGUAUACAACAAGACUACAAAACAAGAGGAAUCAGUGCCGGAGGCUAUAUUUGGUCCAGGAGAUUGCUUUGGAGACGUAGAAAUGGUUGAGGACUGUCCAAGGAUGAAUUCUUAUCAGCCCAUGUCUAGUUGUGAGGUCCUAUCGAUUUACGACGUGGACUAUGAGCGCAUCUUAAAACCAUUUAUGUUGAAACAAUGGGACGAAAAGAAGCUUGCCCUAAAGGCAUUUGACUAUUUUGAUUUUCUAAACCCGGAGCAGAUCAUUCUCGCCUGCAAAUACGCCUACUUGGUGCAGUACGAACCUUUGGAGACCAUUUACCUGGGGGAUAAAGGCUCCCUGGGCUUCGUGCGAUUCGUUCUUAGCGGAGAGUGCGCCAUCUUGCAGUGUUUGAAUAUGACGGCCACCCACAAAGACGGAAAGACCAACUACGAACUGACCGAAAUCGACAAAGAUAAGGAGGGACUUGAUAUGUUCCAGUUCUGGAAGGACCUUAGCAUGCACACUUCGUUUGUGGACAUCCAGGACAUUCUGGCCUCGUCCUCCUCCUCCGAAGAGGUUGAAGGUGCCACCAAGAAGAAGCAGACGAUGCGCAAAAUGGGACUCAACGAAAUCCAAAAGAACUGUGGCAUACGCACCUCUGCCACACCUAGUCGAAAAAAAGCAAAACCAAGGAGAACAAUGAACCUGCAGGCUCAGGCCCAAGCCAGGAAAACACAAUUAAUUCAGUCACUGCGGCGGGGAACUCCUUGGCUGCCGGGCGCUGCUCUGGGUUCAUACGGGGACGACGACUCUAUGGACGACAACGAAGACGCCUUCGAUUACGACGAAGAUCUCCUUGAUGAGUACGCCUCGGAUGACAGCACUUAUGAUUCGGACAACGUUUCCAUGGACAGAACCAUGGUGCAAGUUCAGCUUAAGCGACGCACCGCCAAAAGUCUUGAGGCGGAGAAGAAGGAGUCCAGUACAUCAUCGGAAAUAUUCACGGCUAGUUCCUUAUGCAACGAUAAAAUCAGUUAUGAUGGGACAAAGACAGGUGCUGUCCCAGCCGAGACACACUUUAUAGACGUGGGCUCACUGACCUAUGGAAGCAUCUUUGGUCUGGGCGAAAAAAUGGAACAUCGUGUAAUUAUGGCCCGCACCGUUGUACAGUGCCUGCUCAUCCCGCGCUUCUGGUUGCUCGAAGAGGAGCAGAAUCCGGGCAACAUUUGGCACCGCCGCAGGUUCUAUUUUGAGUGCAAUGUGCCCUCACGGCAGGAUCUAUUCACCAACUUUCUCAAGACCCGGCAGUGGAACAAAUUUCGACACGACUACAUUCAAGGCCUGCUAAACCGCGAGGAAAAGGGCAACAUCACCAAGGAGGAAGAUAUUCCAAUCAUGUGCUGCAUCGUAGAGACAAGCGAUGAUUAAAAGUCAGUUCCA
Messenger RNA from Drosophila gunungcola (fruit fly), 2014 nucleotides. RefSeq lists its product as uncharacterized. The transcript is spliced from 9 exons. NCBI's taxonomy places the organism in Eukaryota, Metazoa, Arthropoda, Insecta, Diptera, Drosophilidae. Bases 158 to 2002 code for a protein of 614 amino acids. The record is from RefSeq and is a predicted model, not a curated record.